AAUCCAAAAGGAAAAAGAGUUUGAUCAGUAGUCUGUUUCUAAAUAGUCUCCGCCGGAUCCUCCUCUAUUUAUAUAAGAAUAAACUCAUCUCUCUCUCACAAGUCAUAAACGUAGACUACAAAUAAAUCUCUCUCUCUCUCUCUCUCGACAAAGACUAGUAAUAAUGGCUGGUGGCGAUUUGAUCGUGAGCUUCGGCGAGAUGCUGAUCGACUUCGUGCCGACGGUGUCGGGCGUUUCACUGGCGGAAGCACCGGGAUUCCUCAAAGCUCCGGGAGGCGCGCCGGCGAACGUGGCGAUCGCGGUGGCGAGGCUGGGAGGAAAGGCGGCGUUCGUCGGGAAGCUAGGAGACGACGAGUUCGGUCACAUGCUCGCCGGAAUACUCAAGGAGAAUGGAGUGUCCGGCGACGGAAUCAAGUUCGAUCAAGGAGCUCGAACAGCGCUGGCGUUCGUGACACUACGCGCCGACGGGGAGCGUGAGUUUAUGUUCUACAGGAAUCCGAGUGCCGACAUGUUGUUGACUCCCGAGGAGUUGAAUCUGGAUCUCAUCAAAUCUGCCAAAGUUUUCCAUUACGGAUCUAUCAGUUUAAUUGUGGAGCCCUGCAGAUCAGCGCAUUUGAAGGCAAUGGAGGCCGCAAAGCAAGCGGGUUGCCUACUUUCAUAUGACCCAAACCUGAGGCUACCACUAUGGCCAUCAGCCAAGGAAGCACGCGAGAAAAUUAUGAGCAUAUGGGACAAGGCUGAUGUGAUCAAAGUCAGCGACAACGAAUUGGAAUUUCUCACCGGCAAAGAGGUCAGUGACGAGGCAGCAUUGUCCUUGUGGCAUCCUAAUUUAAAGCUUCUUCUGGUCACUCUUGGUGAAAAAGGUUGCAGUUACUAUACCAAGAAUUUCCAUGGAACUAUUCCUGGUUUCCAUGUGAAAACUGUUGAUACAACUGGUGCAGGAGACUCUUUCAUCGGUGCCCUGUUAUGUAAGAUGGUUAAGGAUCAAUCUGUGAUCACGGAUGAAGCAAAGUUAAAGGAAGUUCUCAAGUUUGCAUGUGCAUGUGGAGCCAUCACAACCACAAAGAAAGGAGCAAUCCCAGCCCUGCCCACAGAAUCUGAAGCCCUCACACUUCUCAAGGGCAAUUAGAUCAAAGACCCACCCAUCUGUGUCUGUUUUUACCUUUCAUCUUGCCUUAAUUCCUGUUCAAGCUACUUUUUUUCUAUAUUAUUAGCUUCUAGGUUUUAUGAAAGUUUUGUUUGGAAUCCAAAUAAACUGGGGUUACCAAUCUCUUAGAGAUUAGGCUAUCUUUUCUUCUGUCUUGAAGGUUUGGUUUUUCUUUUUCAUAAUAAUAAUAAACACAUCUUGUUUUUCAUAAAA
This is a messenger RNA of Daucus carota subsp. sativus, 1360 nucleotides long. RefSeq names its product fructokinase-2. The transcript is spliced from 4 exons. Gene Ontology annotation, biological process: fructose metabolic process. The record is from RefSeq and is a predicted model, not a curated record. Lineage: Eukaryota; Viridiplantae; Streptophyta; Magnoliopsida; Apiales; Apiaceae. Bases 164 to 1129 code for a protein of 321 amino acids. Gene Ontology annotation, molecular function: fructokinase activity. Gene Ontology annotation, cellular component: cytosol.